AUGGUUUCGGCGAAACAAUACGUGGUGGGUGAUGACAAAGGUUGGACCAAGGAUUUUGAUUACACCACUUGGACCGCCGGCAAACAAUUCUUCGUUGGUGACUCCCUUGAGCCACUCGUUGGCGCUCCACUCACCACGGGGAGCGACGAGAUCCCGCUCAAAACCACGGGGAGGAAGUGGUACAUCUGCGGCGUCUCCGGCCACUGCGCCUCCGGCCAGAAGCUCGUCAUCACCGUCUCCGACGUAUCUGCGGCUCCGGCACCGACGCCGGUCUCGCCGUCAACCGAAUACGUGGUUGGUGAUGACAAGGGCUGGACCAAGGAUUUUGAUUACACCACUUGGACUGCCGGCAAGCAAUUCUUCGUCGGUGACUCUCUAGUGUUCAACUACGCACAAGGAAGCCACAACGUGUUCAAGGUGAACGGCACAGAUUUCAUGCAGUGCUCGAAGCCACUUGUUGGCGCUCCACUUACCACCGGGAGCGACGAGAUCCCACUCAAAACCACCGGGAGGAAAUGGUACAUCUGCGGCGUCUCCGGCCACUGCUCCUCCGGUCAGAAGCUCGUCAUCACCGUCUUGGACGGAUCCGCCGCUCCGGCGCCGACGCCGACCUCGCCAUCAACCGGCGCCGCCUCUGGGAGCAUCAUCAGUGCUGGGUUUGCUGCAGCUGCCAUGGUGGUCGUCGGCGUUCUUGGGAUGUUCAUGUGA
Molecule: messenger RNA, 708 nt
Organism: Linum tenue
Lineage: Eukaryota; Viridiplantae; Streptophyta; Magnoliopsida; Malpighiales; Linaceae
Source: the annotation of a GenBank genome assembly